Sabethes cyaneus is the source of this 1530-nucleotide messenger RNA. RefSeq names its product PXMP2/4 family protein 3. Bases 329 to 907 code for a protein of 192 amino acids. The transcript is spliced from 5 exons. Gene Ontology annotation, cellular component: cytoplasm; membrane. Lineage: Eukaryota; Metazoa; Arthropoda; Insecta; Diptera; Culicidae. The record is from RefSeq and is a predicted model, not a curated record.
UCCUCCCAGUCCCAGAUGAAGGGUUGUCUUCUCUGGCAAAAUUGUUCGGUCUUUCUGGACGCAUUUUGACGCAGUAUUGCAGAAACAAUCAACCGGGGAGAGAAAAAAUCCGAUUAACAGUUAGGUAUUCGAUUUUCUACUCCCUUUAGUACAAAGCGACUUAGUGUGAAGAUAAGUAGCUUACCACACGGUCAUCUCUACUCAAUUAGGUAAUUGGCUAAUUAUACGUUUCAGUUCGGUUUGUCCUGAUAGUCUACCGGCGACCAAAGGCCGGAUUGGUUAUCGUGCUAUAGGAUCUGAGUGAGGUGUUGCGUGCAUCUUAGCAAAGAUGUCACUAUCGAAACCGAUUUACUCGCUGCUGGGGUCGUACUUUGAACAACUGUUCAACCACCCAGUCAGAACGAAGGCAAUUACGAGCUGCGUCAUUGCGACCUCGGCUAACUUUUGCUCGCAGAAGAUCGCCGGAGCGAAGAAAGCCAACAGCAACACGUUGGUGGCCUAUGGUUUGUUUGGUUUGAUUUUUACCGGCCCUCUGUCGCACUACUUCUAUAAAUGGCUGGAGCGAGUUACGGAAGACCGGCGCUUCAAGCAGCUGCUGAUGCUGUUAGGUGAACGAGCUAUUUUUGCCCCGGCUAUUACUGCCUUGUCGCUCUAUUUCAUUACCCGCUUCGAGGGUAAGAGCCAUGAAGAUGGAUGCAAUAACAUGAACGAUCUAUACAAGCUGAUUCUGUUGAACAACUGGAAAUAUCUAACGCUACCUGUGCUGAUAAACUUUAAAUUUGUGCCGCCGAUGCUACGUGUUCUUGUCGCUAACAUCAUUGGCUUCUGCUGGAUAGUCUUCCUAUCGGCUAAGCGCCGAAAGGCUGAACUCCGCCGACGACAGGCCGAGGAACAGAGAAACACCUGAGUAGCGGUGAACGUCUCUUUCUGGCCUUUCGCGGUAUUAACGGGGAAGCGCCUCAAUGAUGACGACGAUGUUGACAAUUACGUAGCACCGGAGAAGCCCACAUCCUACGAGAAGCUGGCAGGGGGCAUUGUGUAAUGGAUCGUAUUCAGGAAAUACAGCAAAAGUGGCCUGCGCGGCCAAAUAAACAACAAGAAGAGGGAAACCGCGCAGCUUAGUUCGUAUAUGAAAGUAAAAUAAAGAAGAAAAAAAAACAAUAGCAACAAAAAGAUAACAUUUAGCAAAUUUGCAUAAUGCCAGCAAACACUAACAAAUAAAUACCAGCCUUUUUAAAUUCGCAUAUAAGACACGCGCGUUCGACAGCUAUCGAAAACCAGAAAAUAUAAUAUUAGCAACAUAGGAUACAUUUAAAAUUAUAGACUUGUUCAGCAUUUAAGAAAUUUGCUUCCGUAACAUGGUGAAUUAAUGCAAUAAUAUUUGUGAGAGGAUAUCCCGUUUCCCGUUCAGUUAUUAGCGUUCCAUUUUUAGGUAAGGGAGGUUUAAGACUUUUUUUCUGUUAAAUCUUUUGUUUCUCGGAUGUAAGUUAUUAUCAUGGGUAAAAAUAUAGCAUUUUUAUAUCACAGUAC